This is a messenger RNA of Entrophospora candida, 189 nucleotides long. The record is from the annotation of a GenBank genome assembly. NCBI's taxonomy places the organism in Eukaryota, Fungi, Glomeromycota, Glomeromycetes, Entrophosporales, Entrophosporaceae.
GCUUUGGAUCUGGCUUUGGUGCAUUUGGAUCAGGCUUUGGAUCUGGCUUUGGUGCAUUUGGAUCAGGCUUUGGAUCAGGCUUUGGUGCAUUUGGAUCAGGCUUUGGAUCUGGCUUUGGUGCAUUUGGAUCAGGCUUUGGAUCUGGCUUUGGUGCAUUUGGAUCUGGCUUUGGAUCUGGCUUUGGUGCUG